Messenger RNA from Plasmodium inui San Antonio 1, 5088 nucleotides. RefSeq lists its product as hypothetical. NCBI's taxonomy places the organism in Eukaryota, Apicomplexa, Aconoidasida, Haemosporida, Plasmodiidae. Gene Ontology annotation, biological process: plasma membrane organization. Bases 1 to 5088 code for a protein of 1695 amino acids. The record is from RefSeq and is a predicted model, not a curated record. The transcript is spliced from 3 exons.
AUGAACUUCGCAAAGAAGACGCAGUACAACAUCAAGGUGGACAUCCACGAAGUGAAGGAUCUGAGCUUCCGCGAGAGCGCAAACGAAAAGGAGAUCAUCCCAAACCCCUACGUCCAAGUCACAGUCAAUAAUGAAAGCAAAUGCACGCCGAAGAAAAAUCAAGCAGUGAACGUGGAAUAUAAUACGUCUUUCAAUUUUUCGAUGGAUUUGACUGAUUACCAUUUUCAGCGAACCAGUAUAGACGUGUGUGUGUUUCACAAAUACACAAUACAGAGUGCCCUUAUUGGAAAAUGCUCCUUCGGAUUAAAUUACGUUUACUCGAAAGUGCAGCACUGGCUGUAUAGGAUUUGGGUUAAGUUAAGAAACCCAGACUUACCCCUCGACGAAGUGGGAUUUCUGCUCAUUUCCGUGGGGGUGUAUGGUCCCGGGGAUGCCAUUCCAAUCAUCAAUGAUAGUGUGAAGACAAACAUAAGUGACUCUGUGAGUAGGUCAAAUGCUGCUGGAUUGGCAGCAGGAGGUGAUUCUGCUCCCGCUGCUGAAGGAGGAGAAGAGGAUGACAACACCGAGUUCGGGGCGAACAAAGGGCUCGACAUACACAUCACACACUAUGACCUAUGUGUGAACAUCUUCCGGGGACAGGACAUGGAUUUUAUCGGCAGCAGUAUGUUAUUUUCCAACACAUUGGAGCCCUAUGUGAAGGUAACGCACAACGGGUUCGAGGAGAGUACCAAAGUGAUUAGAAAUGACCCAAACCCUGUGUGGAAUCUGAGCGUACACAUCCCAACGUGCACUCCAUGUUACGAUAAAAAUAUAAUCAUCGAGCUGGUGAAUGGAGAACAUAAUGGGGUAGUCAUGCUGAGCGUUUUGCUAGACUUGUUUGACAUUCUAAAAAGGGAACUGCACCCAAGAUGGUAUAACAUAUAUUACAAUCCGCAGAACCAGAUUGCCCCGAGAAAUAGUCUAUAUAAUCAGAACGUUAGUGCUAAUGCACCUGGUGUGACUCAGACUGGUAAUGCCCCGACAUCGGCUAAUGCACUAGGGAAUUAUCUCUUCUCAGCCACGGCGGAAAAGUUAUUCAAAAAUGCAACACAAGGAAUCAAUAUUAAUGAAAUUUUGGGAGUAACCAAAAUGCAGAAUAUGUUUUCCUACGACGACAAUCUGAAGGAGUUUUAUCUCUACGGAGGAAGAAUCUUCCUCAGUGUAAGUGCCACCAAAACGCAUGCACCAGGACCUAUACGGAUAAAGUCAGCUAGAGUAGAACCAGACCCACCGAAUAAGGAGUUCAUUUUUUGCGCCGACAUUUAUCAGAUAUUGUCUGUACGGAGUAGUCACAACAAGGGGGGAAACUAUAACUCAGAGAAUAUCCAAGGAGGGUAUAACAAAACGUAUGAUGGGAAUGGAGACAGCAUCGUAUGUGUUUGUGGAUUGGGCCCACAUAAACUGAAAACGUCUGUACUUCUACCAAACGAAGUAGGGUCCUACGUCCUGAAUGAGAGUACAGGACGGAUAAAUGAAUUUCGAAUCUUCUUACCACAGAGCAAUACCGAUCAGAUAUAUGACAUCUUCCUCUACAUUUACGUCAAAUCGAACCUUGCCGUGACGGAUUGGAUAACUAGCCGCAGGAGUGUCUACAAUGCAUCUGGUGGGGGAGGAAUACAUAACAAUAGAGACUUAUACGACACAGGGGAUGUAAAAAACGGUAUGAAAUUAAAUCAUAUGAGUUCCAUAAAUAAGCAGUCAGAAGAUCCUUUCAAUGACUCCGAUCUUAUGAGCAAUUAUAAGCUAAAGAGUUAUGUACGCAUCCCUUUUAAGUACCUCCUACUUAAUGAGAACAAGCCCAAAUGGUUCUCCAUGAAAAAUGUGGACACUAAUUCCCUUGAUUAUAGCAUCUCGUUUUAUGCCAGCCUGGUUCCAUUUCAUCUUUUUAAGAAAAGGCAGCAACGAUUGGAAUACAAACUGUGUAGGUAUUUCUUCCGGGCGUUAAUCUACGAAGGGUUACAUUUCCCUGCAAAGGGGUACGACUCCUUUCCAGAUCCGUACAUAAAGGUUGAAUUGGCAGGACAGACGAUAAAGACAAGCACGAUCUUGCACACACUGAAUCCGAAUUACUACGAAGCGUAUGAGGUAGAAGUGAUUCUCCCUACAAAUUUGAACCUCGCUCCGGACAUAUCGAUUGAGGCCUUCUCUGUUAAUAAGACGUUCCUCUAUAACGAUGACGACAUACUGCUAGGUUCUUGUACUUACCCGAUUAUGAAGGUCCCCAUAGAGUGGAAGCGCUCUCCUGUUUGGGUAAACCUGAAAUCGUCUCAGUAUAAAAAAUGCAAAGCGAAGCUUUUGGUCGGGUUUGAAUUAGUCCCCUUGGAACGGGUUCUAGAUGACAGUUACCCUUUUUAUGAUGAUAUCAGACCUUCUACUUUGCCAGGACACGUGUCUCUGUUCCUUGUUGGCAUACGUAUGUUCAAACCGUUAAAGAACCCCUCCGUGACUGUCUGUUUCGGGAGAGACGUGGACGACACAUCUCAGUUUCUUUGGCACGAAACGGUUAGUAAAGUAAUAUCGGGGAAGGAAGGCAACUGGAAUUUUCUAAAAUACUUCUCACUCGAUGUUGCCUUGCCAAAGCGGAUGCAACAUCAUAGUUUUCUCGAAGUACGUGUGGAGGACAGAGAAGCAACUACUGGGUUCACUUCCACCGGAGGGAAUGCCUCCCAGUCAGCCAAGGCAACCAACAAUAACAACUUAAUCGGCACGGCGUACAUCACGCUGAACCCGUUACUUCCUUGGCUAGACAAGUAUGAGAAGAAGGAGUGCGUCGAAUUAUUUAAGUUACAUCUAUUGGAGGAGGUUCUAAUGGAAGAUGCGGAACGGGCACGUAAACCUUACAACAGUGCUCUGGUGUAUAAGAAGAGCUCCAUGGCUUCGAGGAAAAUCACGAAUAGGCUAUUUGACUGUGAGGGAGGAGAAGGAGGAGGUGGCACAGAUGAUGAGGGGCACGGAGACGGAGGGGCCCGAGGAGGGGGGUUCCACGCUUUGUCUUUGAAUAUGCUGGAGGAGGGCGCCUCCGAGGCGGGCGACACACGGGCAGAUGACGAGGUCGUCACGGAGGCGGCGAUGGAGGCGACCAUCGAGCUGGGCGGGCCGGGCUUCGACCCUGAGGAGGAGGAAGAAACCCUCCGAACGGGGAACCCCGCCUGGGAGGACGAUCUGGAUCAUGGCGAUGGGGCGACGGGGGGGAAGAAGCAAGACGGUAAGAUGCAAGACGGUAAGAAGCAAGACGGCAAGAAGCAAGACAGUAAGAAGCAAGACAAUAAGAAGCAAGACAACAAUAACGCAGAGAAGAACCAUGGGACCUCCGCGCAGCCCCACCUCAGCAGGAAGAAAAAGAAGAACAUGAGCAAAUUCCCCAACACGGAGUACGUACCUUAUAAUGACCCCGAUUUCGCAAACGUGCGGAUAGAGGAGGCACUGGAGCACGUGUGUUUCAAGGCUAGCGAAUACACGAGCGAUCCAGCUGUCACUGUGGAGGAGAAUCAGCAUGGCGAAAACGACAGUAACGCGAGCCAAAGGAAGAUAAAGUUAAGAGACGUGAACUUCUUCAAAGGGAAAAACUACGAAGAAGGGAAGGAAAAAAAGAACCAACAUGAGAGUAAAAAAAAAGAGAAAAAAACGAUUCAUGGGUUCAGCGAAGACGCACUAAACUUCCAGUUAUCGAUAGCUGGAGAUGAUGAACAAGAAGAAAUACAGAGGGAUGAGAUGUUAUACGAAUAUGAAGUGGAUAUGAAUGUGGAUGAUUUACCUUACCUACGAGCAACCAUAUUUAGAUGCACCGAUUCGGGCAUUCCAGAAGCAGUAGGGUAUCUCAAAUAUCUGUGUAAUGUGUAUGAUGACAAUACUAUUCACCUGAAAAAGGAGAUGUUGAAAAAAUGCGAAAAUCUGGUUAGUGAAUACAAGAUGACUCGUAAUUUAGUUGUUCGAGCUUAUAUCAUCCAAGCGAGAGGGUUGAAUCCUCCAUCUGGAGCAACAGACAUAACGACCUACGUUUGGAUAAAGAAUAGCAACGAGAUUACUAAUAUCCCUGGAGGGUUGUCUCAUAACAUUAAAGACAUAGGGCAUAUUAAAAGACAAGGGUACAAGCCGGAAUUUAAUAGGUCCUACCAGCUUCUGUGUUCUUUUCCAGAUGAAUCCAUCAUCCAGGUGUGUAUCAUGAAUCAGGGUUCUAUCUCAGAUGAGGUGAUCGGUUACACGUAUAUCGAUAUGGAAGACAGAUACUUCAAUCCCAGGAUAAGACAGCUCAUGAUGGAUGAUAACAUGCCCAUCGAGUUAAGAUCGUUGAAGUUAGAAAAUAGUACCAUCUCUCAUGGAUCGUUAAGAUGCUGGUUUGAGAUUUUCACCGAAGAGUUUGCUCAAAGGAAUCCAGUAAAGAUUCUAUGCUCCAAUGAGCCCGAUGAUUAUCAGCUCAGGCUAGUCAUCUGGAAGGUCAACAAUGUUGCCAUGGAUGAUAGUCCCACCAUUAGCCUCUUCGUUAGAUGCAUAUACACAGAUGAAGAUACAGAAGAUAAGAGAGACACAGACACACACUACAAUAGCAAGGAUGGCAAGGGUGUCUUCAAUUGGCGAUUUGUCUACAAUGUGAAGAUACCUACUAAUGCCACUAACAUCAAGGUGCAGGUGCAUAACUACGCCCUGCUGUCUUCCAGUGAGCCCAUCGGCGAGGCCACGCUCAACCUGGCUGCGCCCUUUUAUCGCGCCAGGAAGAAGCGCGGCCUCUACCACAUCCCGAGGUUCUGGCUGCAGUGCAAGCACCCCGCCCACAAGAACAAGGUGCGCGGCAGCGUCGAGGUCGAGGCGUGCAUUCUGCCCAGGGCGGAGGCGGAGGUCGACCCCGUCGGAAACGGCCGGGACGAACCCAACAAGGAUCCCUUCCUCCCCCCCGUCACGGAGAACAGGACGUACGUCGAUUGGGUCACCAUCAACGAGAAGUUCGGAGCCGCCACGGCGUCCAUCAUGCACGGCUUGAAGUGGACAGGUGUCUGGAUCGUCGUGGCCUUCGUGGUCGUCGGUGUGUUUUUCCUCCUCUUCCUUUUGAAGUGA